Molecule: messenger RNA, 534 nt
Organism: Fraxinus pennsylvanica
Lineage: Eukaryota; Viridiplantae; Streptophyta; Magnoliopsida; Lamiales; Oleaceae
Source: the annotation of a GenBank genome assembly
AUGAUAUUACACAAGCUGGUGGCUCAAUGUAGUGAAUGGCCUAACAUUUACUCUAGUUGUAGCGUCCUCUGCAACGUAGUGAAUGAUCUAAUAUUUAUAGGCGAAAGACAUAGAAGGGUAAGGGUGGUAGCUUCUCCUCAGUUACAACUUACGGCGAAGAACUUAGUUGGCUCCUUGAUUAAGCUCUAUAUCACAUUGGGUUUCUGGCUCAACUCUUCGCCAACUCGAAGCGCCUUGAUCCUGGCAGGCACAGGUGGUGCGGCAGGGGCAGAUCCCGUGAAGAAAGACAGGAAGCCAGGAACACUACCCUGCGGCUCCUGCUCAUCAAGGAAAAGAUCCUCUGGAGCCCUAAAGGCACCGUGCAGACAAACAAUAGCAACACCAACCAUGAGAGCGGAAACAAGAACGGUACCUACACUUGUAAGAAAGAUCACAACAACGGUAGAGGCGAUCAAGCCGACGAGAGUCUCACGAUCGGAAAAUUGGCGGCCUAAGACUGUUAGUGGCGGAUCGGAGGCAGAACGGAAGAUGUAG